GCAUGACAGCUCCACUCGUUUGAAAGCGCUUCGAAGGUGAGGAGCACUGUAUGUACUGAGUGGCUUAUCUGCUACCGCUAUCUGCAUGAGGUCAUUAGUGCCUCGAUAAGCGAUACGAGCCGACACGUGAUCAGGAAGCUCGUCUUCGGCCACGCAGCGACAGCUAUGCCGAUUCCAUUUCCGUCUGUCUAUCCUUCGGUUUCUUUUAUUUACUGAACCUGGUACGCCUAUUCGACAGAACCUGACCAAGCAGUCGAAAUCCUCUCUGGCUCUCGCUCUUCGUGCAAACCACUCUGUUUGGUGCAGCCUUCCUGGGGGUAUUCCGCCCUUGUUCGCUGUCUCAUCGCCAAUGUUAUAGAGGUCGUGGCGAUGGCGUCCCGAUGGCUCCUGUUAGUGGGCUACCUGACGCUGGCUCUGAUGCUGCGGCCCAGCAUCGCAAAAUCAGCCGGAGAACCCAAAGUCACCACGACGAAAUUUGACUUUGCUCCGGUGUCCCUUUUCUACUUCGAGGACACGGAUAACGUCCUCAUGAGCCUGGAGAACGGUGCUCUCUUCCAGUCAUUCGAUGGAGGUGAACAAUGGGAGUCGGCUAUUGGAGAGGGCGAAGGCAUGAAACAGCGGGUGGUUUGGGUUCAACAACAUCCUUUCGACAAGAACAGAGCUUAUGCCCUGGGCAACGAUGGGCGUCAUUUCAAGACGAAGGACCAAGGCAAAACCUGGAAUGCUUUCACAAUUGACGAAUUCCCAGCGUUACAGCAACACGCACCUCUUGUCUUCCAUGGUUGGGAUUCGAGCAAAAUUAUCUUCCAAAGCGAGGAAUGCGCCGGGUUUUUCUGCAUCGUGAGAUCAUACUAUACGACGAACGAUUUCGAAACGACUAAGCUGUUGCGCGAAAGCGCUGCCGGAUGCUCUUGGGCCGUUGGCCAUCCGGAUUUCGCGGAUAAUCUCCCAUCCUUCGAUCACAUUGUCGACAGAACGCUAUGCGUUGUCCCAGGCUUGAAGGUGCCCUUUGGUCAUGCCAACCGUCUGGUGUACUCCGACGAUUAUUUCAGCAGUAAUACUGAUGGCAUAGAAGUGAAACUACACGCAGACCGGCCAAUCUCUGGAGUCAUCAGUACCGCUGCUGUCAAGAAGUUUGUCGUUGCUGCUGUUAAGUCCAAGGGAACCGACGAGCUUGCUUUGUACGUGACCACUGAUACAAUUACUUGGAGUCGGGCAGAGUUUGGCGGUCACAGGAUAGAACAAGAUGCCUACACCAUGCUGGAAAGCACUAACUACAGCCUGCAGGUGGAUGUUCUGACCAGCCCUUUCAGUGGCAUGGGCGUGCUGUUCACCUCAAAUUCGAACGGUACAUUCUUUACUCGCAACAUCGAGCACACCAAUCGCAAUGAAGCCGGUAUUGUGGAUUUUGAAAAAGUCGCUGGAAUUCAGGGCAUCGUAUUGGUCAAUACGGUCAAGAAUCCUGAAAAGGUUGAGUCAGGCUCCGAAAAGAAGAUUAUCAGCCAAAUAAGCUUUGAUGAUGGAAGAACCUUCCAACCGCUCAAAGUGGGCGACAAACAUCUGCAUCUACACUCGGUGACUACUUUUGCGAAUAUUGGCCGGGUAUUCUCGAGUCCGGCGCCGGGAGUAGUCAUGGGUGUCGGCAACACAGGCGACAGCCUCAAGAAAUACAAUGAUGGAGACCUGUUUGUUUCAGACGAUGCAGGAGUAACUUGGCGGCAUGCUCUUGACGGGCCUCACAAAUACGAAUUCGGUGACCAGGGUGCUGUGAUAAUGGCGGUCAGUGAUACUGGAAAGGCGAAAAAGGUCAGAUUCUCUCUCGAUCAUGGCAAGGAGUGGGAAUCAGUCGAUCUAGAACACACGAUUUACCCCACCAUGGUCACAACGACUCCCGACUCUACCAGCCUAAAGUUUGUUCUCGUUGGGCAGGAGAAUGGUGAUGGCGACUACAUUGUGUAUUCAAUUGAUUUCAAGGGCCUCCACGAACGAAAAUGUGGUCAGGAUGACUUUGAAAAGUGGCCGGCCAGAUUGAAUGAGAAAGGUGAACCUGAUUGUUUGAUGGGCCACAAACAAUAUUAUCGGCGCAGGAAGGCCAAUGCAAAUUGUUUUGUGGACGAGGAGUUCAAAGACCCUCAGCCGAUCCUAGAACCAUGCAAAUGUACGACCGAAGACUACGAGUGCGAACAACGCAGCGAAGAUGGGCAAAGCUGUAAGCCUGCUGAAACCCCCAAACCUCCAGAGGGCAAAUGCACAAACCCCACCGAUAAGUAUUUGGGUCCAUCAGGUUGGAGGCUCAUUCCGGGAAACUCCUGCAUCCGAGAAGGCGGCAAGAACAUGGAUGAUCAGAUUGAGUGGUCAUGUGAGGACGUGGGAAGUUCUCCUGAUAGCAAUGGCAAGAUCAGCCAUACGAAACAGUUCUUUGACGCGAAGCAAUUCAGCGCAUACUAUUACUUGGAACGCCAGUCCAGCAACUCAGGGACUGACGAAACUGUCAUCAUGUUGACAAGUGCACACAACCUCUAUCUCUCGCAUGACCACGGUAAGACGUGGCAGCAGUCAUUGCAAGGGAAGAAAAUCACCAAAAUUGCACCUCAUCCGUAUAGCAGUGACACAGCCUUUCUCCUGACUGACGGCAAGGAGGCAUUCUGGACAGUUGAUCGCGCUCACACAUUCAAACACUUCGAGGCACCGAUUCCGCCUACCCAUGACCGUGUCCCAACAAUCUCGUUUCACCCACAAUAUAGAGACUGGCUUAUAUGGACCGGUGCUGUGGAUUGCGAGUCUGGCGAUUGCCAUUCCAAUGCCCAUAUCAGCCAGAAUCGUGGCGAAAAUUGGAAACUUCUUCUCCGCUAUGUUCAGAAAUGCGAAUUCGAGAGUCGAGAGACGCGUCCCGACAGCAAUAAGUUGAUUUUCUGCGAGCAGUUCGAAAGUGAAAAUCGAAACAACCGAUUGCAACUCUUAUCCAGCGAAAAUGAGUUUGCCGAUCGACGUGUCCAUUUCGAGGAUGUUAUAAAUUAUGCUACAAUGUCCGAGUUCGUCGUGGUAGCGUCUCGAAACCCGGAAAAGCCGGAAUCUCUGACUGCGAGCAGCAGUGUGGAUGGCCGGACCUUUGCAGAAGCACACUUUCCUCCAAACCUUCAUGUUCCUAUCCAGACAGCCUAUACUGUUCUCGAAAGCUCUACUCAUGCUGUUUUCUUGCAUGUGACUGUGAGCAAUGUCGAAGGAGGCGAGUACGGCUCCAUCAUAAAAAGUAAUAGUAAUGGGACCUCUUACGUGCUCAGCCUAGGCGCAGUGAGUCGGGACCAUCGUGGCUAUGUUGAUUUCGAGAAAGUUCAGGGACUCGAAGGUGUUGCUAUUGCGAAUGUUGUCAGCAAUGUGGACAGGCUUUCUUCCGGUGAAUCAAAGAAGCUGAGAACCAUGAUCACUCACAAUGACGGAGGCCGGUGGAUGUUACUACCCCCACCCAAAAAUGCGGAUGGCCAAAAGUUUGGUUGUGCCGUGGAAGCAGGCAAAGGGAUUCCGGCUUGCUCGCUCCACCUUCAUGGCUACACAGAGCGCAGGGAUGAAAGAGACACAUAUUCGUCUGGCUCGGCAAUUGGCCUUAUGGUCGGCAUAGGUAAUGUGGGCGAUCAUUUGGCUAGCGAUGGCGAGCCAGAUACAUUCAUCACACGCGAUGCUGGCUUCACUUGGAAGUUUGUGAAGCAAGGCCGGUAUCUGUGGGAAUUCGGUGACUCCGGUUCUGUUGUCGUGAUUGUGCGCGAGUCAAUACCGACCAAAGUACUUUAUUACAGUACGGACGAAGGUGAUACUUGGGAAGAAUACCAGUUUUCGGAUGUUCCAAUGCAGAUCGAAGACAUUUCGACUGUCCCGUCUGAUACUUCCAAAAAUUUCCUUCUUUGGGGUAAAGAUGCGGAGUCGGAGAAUCGAGAUAAACUCGCGACUGUCAAUAUUGACUUUAGUAAACUCCGGGCCGCCUCAUGCAACUUGAACGAAGAUAGUGGAGCCAGCGACGAUUACUACAUUUGGGAGCCAAGCCACCCUUUUGAAGACAAUAACUGCCUGUUUGGUCAUGUUGAACAGUAUCAUCGCAAGAAAUCCGCUGCUCAAUGUUGGAACGAUUGGCGUGAGCCCCACAUUCACAGCAUAGGGAGGAACUGCAGCUGUACCAAAUCCGACUUUGAAUGUGAUUAUAACUACGAACCUUUGAGUGAUGGUAGCUGCGGGCUCGUCAAGGGAUUGUCCCCACCGGAUGCGAUGGCUGUUUGUAAGGUGGAUCCCGAUCGUGUCGAAUACUGGGAGCCCACAGGAUACCGGCGCCUGCCCCAAACGACUUGUCAAGGGGGGUUGGAGUUAGACCAUCUGGCUUCGAAGCCCUGCCCAAAUAAAAAGGAGGAAUAUCAACGUAGACACGGCAUCGGUGGGGUUGGGCUGUUCUUUGCCAUUGUGACACCCAUCGCUGUGGCCGGUGCUGUUGGAUACUAUACCUAUACCAGAUGGGACGGCAAAUUUGGUCAAAUUCGCCUUGGAGAGAAUGUUAGCACCUCUUCUGGUUUGCUAUCGCGAGACUCGCUGCUCAUAACCAUUCCCGUCACCAUAAUCGCAGGCGCGGUGGCUGUUGCUAAAUCCUUGCCGCUUUUGGCGACUAGUUUAUGGCGAAGUGCAAGCGGUGUUUUGCGUCUCAGGCGCAGUGGAGGCUAUACACGACCCUACUCGUCUCGAGGUGCUUUUGCAGCCCGACGAGGCGAUUACACUAGCGUUGUCGAUGAUGAGGAUGAGCUUCUUGGGGUGGAAGAUGCCGACAUUGACGAGGAAGAUGAGCUCUAGUGGCAGAGCUCAUCUGCGCUCUCUUCGACAGGCUUCAUGGCUUUUCUAUGGUUGCAUGUUAUAGUAUGAAUAUGUAGGAAGGGCCCCUGUUCGCCUUCCUUUUGUACUUGUCACUCAUGCUAGGUUGACUUG
Molecule: messenger RNA, 4956 nt
Organism: Aspergillus aculeatinus CBS 121060
Lineage: Eukaryota; Fungi; Ascomycota; Eurotiomycetes; Eurotiales; Aspergillaceae
Product: vacuolar protein sorting/targeting protein 10
Exons: 2
Coding region: 370-4824 (1484 amino acids)
Biological process (GO): Golgi to endosome transport; Golgi to vacuole transport; protein targeting to vacuole
Cellular component (GO): Golgi apparatus; membrane
Molecular function (GO): protein binding
Source: RefSeq, a predicted model, not a curated record